AUGGAGAAUCCUGCAGCCGGCCCUCAACCACCGCUGGCUGCACGCCCUGGACGAGCAGCAGCAGCCGCCUGCCCUAGACCAUCGCUUCCGUCAGCCCCGGCUGUGAGCCACCGGCCUCCACUGGACUCGGUCGUGAACCACCGUCCUCCACCCACCAUGAAUCUACCUGACGAGCACGCACCACUGCGGCCCGUCGUAAUCAGCGGCCUCGCUGCUCCUCAGUCCCCAACCACGCACCCGCCUCCUCGUAGCCCUGCCCAGGCUUCAUCAUGUACACCUGAAUGUGAUGAAAACUUGAAGCCCGCUGUAGGUAUGGCUUUUGACAAUAUGGAAGAAGUCGAGGAGUUCUACAAGGCAUAUGCACACAAUGUAGGAUUUUCAGUUCGAAUUGGACAGAAGAGGACUGUAGAUAACGUUGUAGUCUGGAGGCGUUUUCUUUGUGGCAAAUCAGGUUUUCGAAGAAAUAAUGAGGAGGAACCCAAGAAGGAGUUGAAUGGAGAGAAGAAAGGUGACGAGAAGAAAAGAACACAUGCAAGAAAGAUCACAAGAUGUGGUUGCGAGGCCAUGAUAACCGUGAAGCGUAUGAAAGAUGGCAAAUACGCGGUAUCAUAUUUUCAUGAAGAACACACCCAUGAAUUUGUCACACCUAGGAAGCAACAUUUAAUCAAGUCUAACCGACAAGUCAGUGAUAAGGCCAAGGACACACUAUUCACAUGCCACGCAGCUAGCAUUGGAACAGCUGGGGCCUUUAGAUUGCUUCGUGUUGGUGAGGGCGGUUUUGAGUUCGUGGGGUGCACAAAGAGAGACCUGCAGAAUUAUCAUCGUGACAUGAGAAGUACUUUCAAGGAUUCAGAUGCUCAAAUGUUCAUUGACAACCUCAGGAAGAGGCAGGAAAUCAACCCAGGAUUCUUCUUUGAGUAUGUUUUGGAUGAUAAAAACUGGUUGACACAUGUGUUUUGGGCUGAUGCUUGUUGCAGAAAGAAUUAUGCUUUAUUUGGAGAGAUGGUGUCUUUCGACUCUACAUAUAGUACCAACCAAUACGGCAUGAUUUUUUGCCCAUUCACAGGAAUAAACCAUCACAUGGCAUCUGUUUUUUAUGGUGCCGCCUUGAUUGUUAAUGAGACGAUAGAGUCGUAUAAAUGGGUGUUUCAGACAUUCUUAAAAGCAAUGGAUGGUGCAGCACCUAGACUCAUCGUAACUGAUGAAGACCAAAGCAUGAAGAUUGCAAUUGAAGAUGUUAUGCAUAACACUGUCCAUAGGUUAUGCAUGUGGCACAUAAUGAGAAAGCUUCCGGAAAAGGUUGGUCCUCCGCUGAGAGAGGAUGAACAUUUCUAUAGUACCAUUAACUCAUGUGUAUGGGGCUCUGAAAACCCGACUGAAUUUGAGGCAAAAUGGUCUUCCAUGAUUUCUGAAUUUGGUCUAGAGGACAACACAUGGUUUUCUAGGAGAUAUGAACUUCGUGAAUCUUGGAUACCGGCCUACUUCAGAGGUGUAUUCUUGGGUGAGAUUCUAAGAACCACUUCAAGGUCAGAGAGUGCUAACUCGUUUUUCAACCAUUUUAUUGGUUACAAACAUGCUUUGGUCGAGUUUUGGAUUAGGAUUGGUACAGCUCUAGAAGAACAACGCCAGAAUGAACUCAAGGCUGACCAUGAAUGCCUCAAUUCUAUGCCUCCACUGAUUACAUCCUGGGAGAUCGAGAAGCAUGCUAGCCUGUUCUUCACUCAUGCAUUUUUCUCAUCUUUUCAAAAGGAGAUCCACCACUCAAAUACAGUACAGGACAGCAAAAUUACAGAUAACACUUUGUUCUUCAGGUACAGGAAAACAACUGGGUAUCCGUCGCAUCAAGGCAACACCGCGGCCGCCGGGUCUUCGUCGCGUGGGUGCAGCGCGAGCCGCGAGGUCGCCGUGGAGGAGUUCCUCGUUGCAGAGGUUGCCGUGGAGGAGGUCGUCGCUGCUGAGGUCGCCGUGGAGGAGGUCGCCGUCGCACGGGCCAUCUCCUUCGUGGAAGUCGCCGUCGCCCGGUUGGAGACCAGAGAACACCGCGCGCUGCCUGGUCGAGGGCUGGUCGAGGCUGCCGGUCCAGGGAGGGCGGACGACGCUGUCGAGGACGGGCGGCCGGCGUUGGCGAUUGCAGGCGACGCUGCACAACAAUGGGGAAUUUUGAGAUGA
This is a messenger RNA of Brachypodium distachyon (stiff brome), 2169 nucleotides long. RefSeq names its product protein FAR1-RELATED SEQUENCE 5-like. Bases 1 to 2169 code for a protein of 722 amino acids. NCBI's taxonomy places the organism in Eukaryota, Viridiplantae, Streptophyta, Magnoliopsida, Poales, Poaceae. The record is from RefSeq and is a predicted model, not a curated record. Gene Ontology annotation, biological process: regulation of DNA-templated transcription. The transcript has 3 exons.